Molecule: messenger RNA, 2969 nt
Organism: Penaeus monodon (black tiger shrimp)
Lineage: Eukaryota; Metazoa; Arthropoda; Malacostraca; Decapoda; Penaeidae
Exons: 4
Coding region: 153-2969 (938 amino acids)
Biological process (GO): DNA integration
Molecular function (GO): nucleic acid binding
Source: RefSeq, a predicted model, not a curated record
UAUGUCAAAAGAGCUGUACUGAAUGUCUAUAAGAAGGUUCCUGAAGCGUAUAGGCAAGAGUUCCGCAGCUGCAGUAAGGCCAGCGAGCAAUCAUAUGUAGAGUUUAUACGCCAAAAGCAACUUCUGUGUCGUAAGUGGGUGAAAGUGAGCUCAUGGUCCUAGAUUACGAAAGUUUGCUCGAGCUAAUAAUACUUGAGGACGUAAAGAAUUCGAUGCCCCUGAGAGUACGCUCUCACGUCGAGGAGCGCGGACUACGUCAUAUAUCUGAUGUCGGCCCUGUUGCUGACCACUAUGCCCUCACUAAUCCUUACUUUCCUCAUAGGUCACGUGAGUCUACCGCAUCUCAUUCAGACCAGGUGAAGGAGCUUUUUACAGGUGGCUCGAGAGUGGAGCGGAGAGUGGUAAGACAGCAAGUUUCCCAGACUCGUGAUCGUGGGACCAGCGAGACUUGUGUGAGGAAAGUCUUUUGUACUAUUGGUUCCGACCGUUCGUCCGAGCAUGCCCGACCAGUCGGUAUCCUGCGUGAUUCUGGUUCUUUAAUCUCCCUGGUGCUACGGGAUGAAAUACCUUCACCGGAGUGCUAUACAGGCGAGACGGUUUUCAUAGACGGUGUGAGUGUAACGGGAGCGGAUGGUGUACCUUUAUGCAGAGUUUACCUGACAUCAGAGUUAGUAACAGAUUAUGUCAAAUUAGCGGUGGUUGAUAGGAUACCUACUCAUGGUAUUUCAGUUUUGCUGGGGAACGAUCUCGCAGGAGACAAGAUGCGACCAUACCCUGUGGUCUCGCCUCACCCCACGAGCGAGAACAACACAGAGGAGUUAGAGAGAGAGCACCCUUCACUCCUUCCUGCCUGUGCGGUCACUCGCAGUAAGAGUAAAGGUCGUGCAAUUAGUAAUGGCGUCCCUGGCACAGAAUUGCAUGGGGAUGUACCAGAUUUUGAAAAUAAAAUUUUCAAAGAGGGAUUUUCAUUAAGGGAUUUCUUUGAAGAUUCCGUAGGGCGAGAGUAUAAAGAAACUGAAGGCAUUUUAAGUACUAGUGAAUCACCCAUAACUAGGAGUAAAUUGAUUGAAGAACAAAGGAUAGAUGUACAGUUAAAAGAACUUUUUGAUGAUCUCGUUGAUCAAUCGGAGUUGGAAGAGUACCCGAACUGCUUUUACCUGAAGUCCGGUGUGUUAAUGCGUCAGUAUAGACCCUUGCAUACUCCUAGUACUGACCCCUGGUACACAAUUCAUCAAAUUGUUUUGCCUCUCCCUCUCCGUGAUCACAUACUUGCCAUUGCUCACGAUAAUAUUGCAGGGCAUUUGGGAGUUACUAAGACGUACAGAAAAAUAUUUGAGCAUUUCUACUGGCCUAAGAUGAGACGUGACAUAAGUAAAUAUUGUCGUACAUGUCAUAUCUGUCAGGUUAAAGGUAAACCAGGCGCUGGCGUUUCACCGUAUCCACUUAUUCCAAUUCCAGUAACUAAUGAACCUUUUAGUAAGAUCGUUAUAGACUGUGUCGGCCCCUUGCCUAAGACGAAACGGGGUAACCAAUAUCUGUUGACUAUUAUAGAUUCAGCCACACGGUACCCCGAGGCCAUCCCUCUUAAACGCAUAACCACAAAGAACGUUGUGAAGGCUCUCGUUAAAUUUUUCACUCAAGUAGGACUGCCAUCCGCGGUGCAGUCAGACCAGGGAUCCAAUUUUACGUCUGGUUUAUUUGAGAAAGUGAUGAAAUCACUGGGCAUUCAACAACGCAAGAAAAAGCGACUUGUGCAUGUGAAUCUUUUGAAAAUGUAUCAUGCAAGGGAUGGACAGACAGUGAAAGAUAGAAAAGUAGAUGAUGCAAAGGAUGUAGCAGUGGUUGUGCCAUGUGACCCCGGUGAUAUUGGCAAUGAACCAAUUGUUCCAGUGAUAGAACCAAAUCUGAGCAACACGUAUUUACUAGACAAUCUAGAACAAAAACUCUCACACCUUUCUGAUCCCCAGGUAGCCAGUAUUAACCUUCUUCUGCAGGAGUAUCCGGAACUCUUUGGUGACACGCCCCGCACUUGCCCUCUGCUCGCUCAUGAUGUCAAGCUGAGGCUGUGGGAAUGGACUGUAUUGCCCUUCGGCUUCCGGAAUGCUCCUGCCACCUUCCAGAGGCUCAUGACCUAUAUUACUAGUGACCUAGUGGGCGUUAGGUGUUACCUGGAUGACCUGGUGGUGUGGAGCGAAACCUGGGAGGACCAUCUGAUUCGCCUUCGAUCCUUGUUCCAAGCCCUGUCAGACGCCAGCCUUACCAUCAACUUAAAGAAGAGCGAGUUCGGACACGCCCACGUCACUUUCCUUGGUCAUGUCGUGGGUCAAGGUAACGUUGCGCCUAUUGGUGCUAAGGUCGAGGCCAUUCUGCAGUAUCCAGUCCCGGAAAGCAGGAGGGCGUUGAUGAGAUUCAUUGGCAUGAUCGGCUAUUACCGACGCUUCUGUGAAAACUUUGCGCAAGUUUCUGCUCCAUUAACUGAUUUGCUAAGCACAAAACGUACUUUCAGAUGGACAGAUGAGUGUCAGAGCGCCUUUGACGGGCUCAAGUGCGUCUUAGCCAGUGCCCCUGUGUUACAAGCUCCCGACAUGGAAAAGCCUUUUACGAUCAGCGUAGAUGCGAGUGAUAAUGGUGUUGGUGCUGUUCUUUUUCAGCCCGAUUCGAGUGAUGUUUUACAUCCGGUGUGCUACUACUCUUACAAAUUCAAGACCUAUCAGAAAUCGUAUUCCACGAUAGAAAAGGAAGCUUUGGGGAUUUUGCUUGCUUUAGAAAAGUUCAAAGUUUAUUUGACAUGCACGGCUCAUCCGAUAACUGUGAAUACGGACCAUAAUCCACUAGUGUUCAUUGAAAAGGUGAAAUUUAAAAACAUGCGUAUUCUCAGGUGGGCUCUCUCCCUUCAGCCCUUCAAUCUAAAAAUUGUUCACAUCAAGGGCAAGGAUAAUGGCAUUGCAGAUGCCCUUUCGAGAGCAUGA